This is a messenger RNA of Entamoeba nuttalli P19, 1977 nucleotides long. Its product is annotated as long-chain-fatty-acid--CoA ligase, putative. Gene Ontology annotation, biological process: long-chain fatty acid metabolic process. Bases 1 to 1977 code for a protein of 658 amino acids. Gene Ontology annotation, cellular component: membrane; endoplasmic reticulum. Lineage: Eukaryota; Evosea; Mastigamoebida; Endamoebidae. The transcript has a single exon. The record is from RefSeq and is a predicted model, not a curated record. Gene Ontology annotation, molecular function: long-chain fatty acid-CoA ligase activity.
AUGAAAGCACAAAGUUAUGACUCAACUUUUACCAAAAAAGAAGGAAAUAAAUUUUAUUUUCUUAAUCAAAAAGAACAUUGGAAUGCAGGUGAAAAAGAUGAUAUAGAAUAUAUGAAACAACAUACUACAUAUGAAGUUAUUAAAAGAAGAUGUGAAAAGAAUCCAGAAAAUGAUUUUUUUGGAUAUAGAAAGAGAGAAGGUAAAAAAUAUAUUGGAGAAUAUAUUUGGUUAAAAAAUAAAGAAAUUCUUGAAAUGACUGAUUCACUUGCAAGUGGAAUAAUGAAUAAAUAUCAUCUUAAAAAAGGAGAUUCAUGUGGUAUUAUUAGUGGAAAUAGAUAUGAAUGGUAUCUCACACAAUUUGCUCUUCAAAGACAUGGAAUUAUUCCAGUUCCUUUAUAUACAACUCUUGGUAAAGAAGCUAUUGAUUAUAUUAUUUCAACUUUAUCUAUAACAUUAGUAUUUUGUACAUUUUCUGAUACUGUAGCAGAAAUGUGUGAAAGAAAUCCUAAAAUAACACUUGUAUGUUUUGAUACUUUUGAAGAUAUUAUGAAUCAUAUUAAUCCAAGUAUCUCUUAUGUUACAUUUGAUAAUUUAAUUAAAGAAGGAAAAUCUAAUUUAAUUGAACCUCAAUUACCAACAAUGGAUGAUACGUUUUCAAUAAUUUUUACUUCAGGUACAUCAGGAAUUCCAAAAGGUGCAGUUCAUUCAUUUAAAAGUGCAAGUUAUGGUUCUUGUACAAUAAAUAGUGCAGAAUUAUUUAAAGAUAGUCCAAUGAAAGAACAAACAUAUUUUUCAUAUUUACCAUCAGCACAUGUUCUUGACCAAGAAGUAACUCAUGGCUUUAUUUAUGGUGGUGGUAGAAUUGGUUUUAUUUCAGGAGGAAUUCCAACAUUAAUAGAAGAUUUAAGUAAAUGUCAACCAACAUUUUUUAUUGCAGUUCCUCGAGUUUUACAAAAGAUUUAUGAUAAAUUUAAUGAAACAUAUAAUCAACUUGGAUAUCUUUCACAAACAAUGUUUAAUAUUGGAUAUUAUUAUAAAUUAAAUGCUAUCAAAAAUAAAAGUUGGAAUUAUAUUAAUUGGGAUAAUAUUGUUUUUUAUAAAAUUCAUCAAGUAUUUGGUGGUAAAUUAAAAUAUAUUUUAAAUGGAGGUGCUCCAUUAACUGAAGAAUUAUAUGAAUGGUUAAGAGUAUGUUCUGGUGCUAUUAUUCUUCAAGGAUAUGGAUUAACUGAAACAUUUGGUGGAAUAUGUUGUUCUCUUCCAUAUAUGACAGAUUUAAAUAUAUUAAAUGUUGGUUCAUGUGGUCCAAAUGUAGAAAUAAGAUUAGUAAGUGUACCAGAGAUGAAUUAUACAAUUGAUGAUGAAUAUCCAUCUGGAGAAAUUGAAAUACGAAGUAAACAAAAUUUUAUUUGUUAUUAUAAGAAUGAAGAAGCAACAAAAGCAGCAAUAAAUGAUGAAGGAUUUUUUGCUACUGGAGAUAUUGGAAAAGUGUGUCCUGAUGGUUCUUUAGCUAUUAUUGAUAGAAAAAAGAAUUUGUUUAAAUUAGCACAAGGAGAAUAUAUAGCAGUUGAACCAUUAGAAAAUAAGUAUUGUGCUAUGCCUCUUAUUUCUCAGUGUUUUAUUUAUGGUGAAAGUUCUGAUGUUUUUAUUACUGCAAUAAUUGUUUUAGAUUUUGAUGAACUUAAACGUAUAGCUUCAAGUAUUACUACAGAGUCUGAAAAAGAUUCUUUAUUAAAUAUUCAUUAUUUAAAUAAAAUUGAAAUUAAAAAGAAAAUCCUUCAAAUUAUUCAAAAUUAUAUUAAAACACAGCAUGUCCCUGGAUAUGAAAUUAUUAAAAAUGUUUAUUUUGAAACAGAACAUUUUUCAACAGAAAACGAUUUAAUGACUCCUUCAUUUAAAUUAAAAAGACCUCAACUCAAAAGAAAAUAUUUAACUAUUCUUAAACAACUUAGAACUGAAAUACAAAACAACCUUAUUUAA